AUGUUAAUCCUUGGCUGCAAAGUGCAAUUAUUCGGAGUCAUCGAGCACCUGCACACAGCCGCACUGACGGAAUCUAUCUCAUCUCCCAUCUCCUCCCCAAAUUUCCCAAUCUUGUAUUCCUCAAUCCUACCAAUUGCCAUGUCUGCCACUACUGCUCCCGUCGCAGACGUUCCCGUUGAGGUCUCUAGUGUCUUCGACACCAUCCUUGUCUUGGACUUCGGUUCGCAAUACUCCCACUUGAUCACUAGAAGAUUGAGAGAGUUCAAUGUCUACGCUGAGAUGUUGCCAUGCACCCAAAAGAUUUCCGAGUUGACUUGGAAGCCAAAGGGUAUUAUCUUGUCUGGUGGCCCAUACUCCGUCUACGCUGAGGAUGCUCCACACGUUGACCACGAUGUGUUCAAGUUGAACGUUCCAAUUUUGGGUAUCUGUUACGGUAUGCAAGAGUUGGCCUGGAUCAAUGGCCGUGGUGUUGGCCGUGGUGACAAGAGAGAGUACGGUCCUGCUACCUUGAAUGUUGAGGACAAGGACUGUGUUUUGUUCAACGGUGUCGACCACUCUCAGGUGUGGAUGUCUCACGGUGACAAAUUGCACGCUUUGCCAACUGGCUUCAAGACCGUCGCCACCUCUGAGAACUCCCCAUACUGUGCUAUUGCUCACGAGACUGACUCUAUCUUCGGUAUUCAAUUCCACCCUGAGGUUACUCACUCCGCUCACGGUAAGAUCUUGUUGAAGAACUUCGCUGUGGACAUCUGUAAGGCUCAAACCAACUGGUCCAUGGAGAACUUCAUUGACACUGAGAUUGCCCGUAUCAGAAAGUUGGUUGGCCCAACUGCCGAGGUCAUCGGUGCUGUCUCUGGUGGUGUUGACUCUACCGUCGGUGCUAAGAUCAUGCAUGAAGCCAUUGGUAACCGUUUCCACGCCAUUUACGUUGACAAUGGUGUCAUGAGAAAGAACGAGACUGAGACUGUUCACAAGACUUUGACUGAGGGUUUGGGUAUCAACUUGACUGUCGUCGAUGCCUCUGAGUUGUUCUUGGGUAGAUUGAAGGGUGUCACUGACCCUGAGAAGAAGAGAAAGAUCAUUGGUAACACUUUCAUUCACGUUUUCGAGGAUGAGGCUGCUAAGAUCAAGCCAGCUUCUGGCCAAGAGAUCGAGUUCUUGUUGCAAGGUACCUUGUACCCAGAUGUCAUUGAGUCCAUCUCUUUCAAGGGUCCAUCUCAAACCAUCAAGACCCACCACAACGUCGGUGGUUUGUUGGACGACAUGAAGUUGAAGUUGAUUGAGCCAUUGAGAGAGUUGUUCAAGGACGAGGUCCGUCACUUGGGUGAGCUCAUGGGAGUUCCUACCGACUUGGUCUGGAGACAUCCUUUCCCAGGCCCAGGUUUGGCUAUUAGAGUCUUGGGUGAGGUCACCAAGGAGCAAGUUAAGAUUGCCAGAGAGGCCGACGCUAUCUUCAUCGAGGAGAUCAAGAAGGCUGGUUUGUACAGACAAAUCUCUCAAGCUUUCGCUGCUUUGUUGCCAGUCAAGUCUGUUGGUGUUAUGGGAGACCAAAGAACCUACGAGCAGGUUAUUGCAUUGAGAGCCAUCGAGACCGUCGAUUUCAUGACUGCCGACUGGUUCGUUUUUGAGGCUGCUUUCUUGAAGAAGACCGCUGCCAGAAUUGUCAACGAGGUUGACGGUGUUGCUCGUGUUACUUACGACAUCACUUCCAAGCCUCCUGCCACUGUCGAAUGGGAGUAG
This is a messenger RNA of Australozyma saopauloensis, 1740 nucleotides long. It is a transcript of the gene GUA1, whose product is annotated as GMP synthase (glutamine-hydrolyzing). Gene Ontology annotation, cellular component: cytosol. Bases 1 to 1740 code for a protein of 579 amino acids. Gene Ontology annotation, molecular function: GMP synthase activity; GMP synthase (glutamine-hydrolyzing) activity; ATP binding. The transcript has a single exon. The record is from RefSeq and is a predicted model, not a curated record. NCBI's taxonomy places the organism in Eukaryota, Fungi, Ascomycota, Pichiomycetes, Serinales, Metschnikowiaceae. Gene Ontology annotation, biological process: GMP biosynthetic process.